GCCUUCGCCAAAUGUCGUCUAGGCCUGGGCCAGGAAGUAGAAUUUUCCUGGCCAUGCGCAAUUGGUGCUCGUGAGUGUCGCGUGCCUCCUUUCCAUAAAUAUGUGGCGUCUGUCUCGGCACCACCGUUUUCCUCUGCAUAAUGUUCUCCUUCGGCGUUGACUAGCGUUCUUAGAAUCCCGCGCGUCAUCUUUUGCUCAGCAUCGAACGAGGAAAGGGUUGACGCUUGGCCGGACAGCUCUCCACUCGACGGCCUAACAUGAUCGUACUUACAUCGCCAGUCCUUCAAAUCCUGGAGUAGAUGUCUUCUUGCGAAACGACUUCAUGAAGUUCGGACACGAGUACAAGAACUUCCUUGAGCAAGGCGGCUUCCCAUCAGACUGGGUCGAGUCGGCCAUAUCGUAUCAGAAGUUAAAAAAAUGCAUCAAAAGAGUCAGACUCGAGCUUGCCGCAAUUGGACUGGAUCCUGAGACUUUGCGCACGUUGAUCGAUCACGCCGAGGCAAAGGACGAGGAAACAAACAACGAGAGACCACUGCGGUAUGAGUUUGAGCGGAAGGAAGGAAGGCCAGGCCAUACGAGGUCGGCAUCUGGCCCUAUACAACCGAAACUGCUCUUCUUGAUCGAUGAGGCAACAGGUGAACCCGUGAAUGCUCAACUAUCCCCGGAGACAAAACGUUACGUACACGAACUAGCCCUUGCAGAACGUUUAACCACUGUUCAAUUGGACGAUGCACCUGAUCACUCUUCAGUUGUGAGCGCCGGUUCGAACAGAUCGUCUAUUGCUGAGACGGUAUCCUCUGCAGGAUCGGCAGCGAAAGUCUCACCAAAAGCAACGCACAAACUGAUCGAAGUCCCUCUUGCCAGCGAUUCCGAGUUUUUUGGCUUGCUUCAGACCGAGUUGUCCGGAUUGGCACAUCUUCAGGACAGCGAGCAACAUAAGAUCCAGGGCGAAAUUUCUGGAGUUGGAGAUUCUCUUGCCAAAGUUGUGGACCCCUCCACCAAAUCAGGACGCGCAGAUUUGGACCAGUGGCGGCGUAUCUUCGAGCUGUACAUGGACACGAGCGUCUUCUUCAACAUUGGCGAGCGAAAUCAUGGUGUCCAGCAGUUUUCGGCAGCUCAGGAGCGUUACAACAAAUUCCUGAGCAAUGCGCAAAAGGCAAAUCUGCUUCGCAAAUUCAAGCGCAAGGAGAGCAUGAACGCCCUGCAGCAUUUUCUACGUAUCAACGUAGAGCUGCUCCAGAAUUUACGGUUCCAGGAGAUAAACCAGACAGCCAUGAUCAAGAUCUUGAAGAAGUUCGACAAGCGAACCUCGCUUAAUGUGAAGUCAAUCUUCCCAAAGGCAACUCCAGUGACGCCUAUCUCCUUGUCUAAAUCACUGUCCCAAUCCCUGUCUCAGGAGAUCACAACGCGCAUUCUUUCCAUCAUUCCAUCUCUUGACGACUAUUUGUGUCCUAUUUGCUCGGACCUGGCCUGGCGACCUAUUCGACUACGUUGCAAACAUAUCUUCUGUAUUCGAUGCUUGAUUCGUCUACAACGAGAGAAGAAGGACCGAUGCCCUCUCUGCAGGGAGAAUGUUGUGAUGCAAGCAGACUCAUCAAGCUUAGACACUGGGCUGAUUGAGUAUAUGAAGCUUUGGUUCCCGGCUGAGGUCAAGGCGAAGCAGAGGACUAACGAGAAGAUCGCACUGGAGGAGCAAUUCAGCAAAACACUAUCAAACGCGCAGUAUUUAGGAUUGCUUCCGAGACGGGAGAAGCGUUCGAUGGCAACGAGGCUUCAUUUCUUUUUUCACGGCGUCGAACAUCCUGACGAGUCAUCCCCAUCAAUGUGGCAGCGUCCAGAACGUCCAGAACGUCCAUCAUGAAAACGUCGGCGAUAGAUCGAGCGGGCACUCUUUGGUUUGGCCCCUUUACCCGUUGCGAUUUCCUUCUCUGGACGCGAGAAUCAGUGAACUGUUGAUCACAGAAAUAAUAACUAAUCGAAUCUAAUUUUGCAAGUUAUACCCUGUGUAUUUUCUCAACUUUAAGAACUGCUAGAACUGCUACGAUAUCUUUGUCAUGCAAGGCCAUUAAGUUUUUGAGAUUUGAAAGCAAAUUUUACAACAAGAUGCGCAGUGAUGACUACAGUUAUAAAUCUCGCAAUCAAUAUAAAUCCAACCUAUAGAAACUACGUCAGUGCGGUGUUUAGAAAUGUUUUGAUGAAGUAUCCCAGGUUGAUGGAUGGUAGAUCUCAGGCUACAUCCACUUAAAAACAUGCAAGACCGAUGAUCUAUAAUCGAUGUCCAAUUAUUAAAACAUGGGCGUGAUAGAACUAUAAUCUAGUUUCCUCAAUCAAUUGGUAAAUGGGCCAAUAUCUCCAGGAGUUCAAUUAGUCGAGUUGAUACAUAAAGACAUAGUGGAUGCGGGAACGUGCUGAUUGAAAACCU
Molecule: messenger RNA, 2422 nt
Organism: Verruconis gallopava
Lineage: Eukaryota; Fungi; Ascomycota; Dothideomycetes; Venturiales; Sympoventuriaceae
Exons: 3
Coding region: 323-1861 (512 amino acids)
Source: RefSeq, a predicted model, not a curated record